Messenger RNA from Vanessa tameamea, 875 nucleotides. RefSeq lists its product as uncharacterized. NCBI's taxonomy places the organism in Eukaryota, Metazoa, Arthropoda, Insecta, Lepidoptera, Nymphalidae. The record is from RefSeq and is a predicted model, not a curated record. The transcript is spliced from 2 exons. The coding region runs from base 101 to 844 and encodes 247 amino acids.
AAGAUACGGUGCCCGCACUCGGACUGUAAUUAUUACGAGGAACCAUUAAACACACACAAGUGUUAUUUUGUUGAAAACUAAUUACCGUUCUCUAGUGAAGAUGAGCUAUCCACCACACGGACCACCACCUCCUCCCUACUACGGACACUCAGGAUGGAAUCCACCACCACCGCCAUAUCCUCCUCGUCACACUUACCCGCCUACAGAUUAUGGCCAAGUUACACCGCAGCAUCCCCCGCCAAUGCCUUACUACGUUCCUGGAACAAUGAUGGUGCCCGUGCCCGUAAUGCCACCACCAGACGCGAAUCAACCAACGUACAUCACCAACUAUAUCUACCACGGAGAAACUUCCAGCACGCCGUCUGAACAAGUACAAAUAUCUGAAACGGCAGGCGAUUACGAUUGGGUUCCAACGACUUCGACGACAGCCAGCAGUCUUACUGGGAAAGCAGUGAUAGGAGGUCAAGAGGGUUGGGAUGGCAGUCCUCUGUGGGUGAUUCGGGCUUGGCACAAUGGGGAAUUGAUUCCUGGAAAAUUGUCCGUGAGACACAAUGCAGCGUCUGUCAUGUUUAACGGUAAAGAGAUUCCAGUUCAGAACAUAGAAGUUCUAUGCGCUAAGCCUGAUUACCUUAGAUGGGUGCCGGCCUCUAAUGGAGCUGUACCUCCUGGAGCGAUCGCUGGAGGAAGAACGACGUCUGGAGAAACCCUAUACGUCGGAAGAGCGAGACACCAACUAUCAUUAACGCCUGGCAAAGUUCAUCCGACUCAUAAUACUUGUUACAUAGGAUUCGGGGGGGCGGAAAUCGCUUACAAAAUGUACGACGUGCUCUGCAGGAUAAGUUAGAUUGGAUAAAGACUGAUUAUUAUAUUGUGAC